Messenger RNA from Rhodotorula toruloides NP11, 273 nucleotides. RefSeq names its product ribosomal protein L31, mitochondrial. Gene Ontology annotation, cellular component: mitochondrial large ribosomal subunit. NCBI's taxonomy places the organism in Eukaryota, Fungi, Basidiomycota, Microbotryomycetes, Sporidiobolales, Sporidiobolaceae. The record is from RefSeq and is a predicted model, not a curated record. The transcript is spliced from 3 exons. The coding region runs from base 1 to 273 and encodes 90 amino acids. Gene Ontology annotation, molecular function: structural constituent of ribosome.
AUGUUCGGCGCAUUCAGGCCAUCACAAACAGCCCUCAGAGGCUUGCUAUGGCUGCGGCUGAAGGCGGUGGACAAUGUCAUUGCGAAAGUGCAGGCGUCGGGCGUGCAGACGCUCUCCUUGGUCCGUUACCCUCCGUCUCUUCUCGCCCCGGAGAUGCCGGCGCGGGACAAGUACACCGUCUUCUCGCGGUACGGCAGGAACUACCGGAUGGGCAUCCACAAGGUCCCGCAUUGGACCAAGGUCACCUCUCGCGUCAACCCCAAGGGAUUCUAG